Molecule: messenger RNA, 665 nt
Organism: Malus domestica (apple)
Lineage: Eukaryota; Viridiplantae; Streptophyta; Magnoliopsida; Rosales; Rosaceae
Biological process (GO): iron-sulfur cluster assembly
Source: RefSeq, a predicted model, not a curated record
GCCAAUAAACGAAAGCCGCAUACUUCCGUUUCAGAGUUCAGAUCGGGUCCGAAGUGUUUCUCUCCCUCACUCUCUCAAUCUCUCUCGAACAUUCUUCUGCUCUCGGGAAAGCUCAGAGGAGGCGCGAUAACCACCACCAUGGUUGUGGUGGCCCGGGCUUCUUCUCGGGCUGAGGUGCUCACGAUGUUCCGCUCUUUCCUUCGAGUGGCUCGUAAGUUCACCGACUACAACAUCAGGGAGUACACGAAACGCCGAACCGUCGACGGUUUUCGUCAGAAUCGGAACCUUUCGGACCCGUCUGCCAUCUCCUCCGCCUUCUCAGACGGGAAGGCUCAGCUGGAGGUCGCCAAUCGGCAGGCUCUCGUUUACUCUCUCUACGCUCCUAAGCUCAAGAGCGUCAUGGAGGUUCAGAACCCAAUCAAGCACUGAAUUUGAUUCUUUCCAGGUUUGCCAGACCUUCACUUCUACUGACAAGCGAUUUCAUGGAACUUUUAUAACGCUGUAGCUUAUCGGACUCCUCGGGGCCUCAGAUUUGUAUUUAGGCCUUUAAGUUUGAGUUUUUGGGUUUAAAGGUGUAAUUAGUUAUGAAUUUUGAGUACCCUUGAGGAAUAUCUGUUUGCAUUUUUUGCAAUAAAGAAUAAUUUUAGAACCUUUCUUCUGGUACA